This is a messenger RNA of Lampris incognitus (smalleye Pacific opah), 3235 nucleotides long. RefSeq names its product nucleoporin 85 (gene nup85). The record is from RefSeq and is a predicted model, not a curated record. Lineage: Eukaryota; Metazoa; Chordata; Actinopteri; Lampriformes; Lampridae. Gene Ontology annotation, biological process: mRNA export from nucleus; protein import into nucleus; positive regulation of DNA-templated transcription. Bases 1182 to 3140 code for a protein of 652 amino acids. The transcript has 19 exons. Gene Ontology annotation, cellular component: nuclear pore outer ring. Gene Ontology annotation, molecular function: structural constituent of nuclear pore.
GUUUCUGCGCUUCUUUUGGCGUUUGCGGGAAUUGAUCGUUUCCACACGAGCCCGCCGCGUCCUGCAGCCGGGACUCGGACCAGCGAGGCCGUGCGGCGCAAGUCCGCUCCCCCUCCAGGAGGACCGCCCGGCGGCCAUUUUGUUUCCACUGUCGCCGAUGACUCCAUGUGUCUAAUGUCAUGUAGCGCUAUAACGUCACACUGUUUACUCGCACCUGGGGGGUUUGGUCGUGUUGCAUUGAUUCAUUGUUAUCACGUACAACUGUUUUUACGCUGCAACAAUACGACGUCAGAGUUCCAGUACAGGCAGACUCGAAACAAAAAAACAAUAAUGAUUGUACUCUAAAUAAAAUACAACGCAAAAAAGACAAAAUAAAGGGGUUAACACAAAUGAACAAGGACAGGUUGACACAAAAAUAAACUUAGGUUGAUGAUCAGACGAUGACAAUAAGAGCCAGUAUGUUAGGAGUCUCAAGAAACAACAACAACAAUGUCAAUCUAAGCUGUGCAUUUAUCUCAUGUGUUUAAUGUUGUUUUUCCAAGAUGAGGGCUGUUUCCAUUGCCUUUAUGUUAGAAGUUAUUUCGCUAAGGGACUUGGAAAAAGAAUACCAGACCAGCGUAAAAUAAACCGACUAUUGGGCUUGGAGCCAACAACCUUGGAUUUGUAAAUGUGACAUUUACCAAGCGAACACAGAAUGCUGAGAGCAUCAUCUGCAAGGAGACGGGCCGGCAUGGCAAGCAAGGAGCCGACCACGCCGUCCUUCCUCGUACUCACAGCACGAAAGCGUCGCUCACUCAGACAAACAACAGAUGACAAUGGCGCCCGCAUGGUUUAGAGAGCGAGGCUCUUGGCUUUGUCAUUAUGUCAUAUCCGCAGAGCAACAAAUCAUAGUUUUACAUUUUAAAUUCAACGUGUGUGCAAGAGAACGUUGUUUAAUAGUAGCGUUUCGCGGUAAAAACGCUUUUAUGUCAUCUAUUGGUCGGAAAAAGACAGGCAGUUUGUUUUCAUUCAGGCAGUCGUGAGCCCUGCCAUGACGUCAAACGCCUGCGACGGGAACCGGCCGGGGGGUCCUUCAACUGAACGAUCGAGGCGCGGAAAUCCUGUGGUUCGAGGUGUGAUAUGUUUGCGCCUUGUUGCCGCCAAGGCUUUGACUUGUGUUAUUUUACCCACCGGCCUUUAUAAUGGAGGAAGUAGACGUUGAACCGACCCUCACCGAUAUUCCGGCAGCCGGUGCUGGGAAGCAUCUGGGGUUUGUGUGGGGUCCUGGAGACAUCCUGGUUUAUGAGACGCUUUACAAAGCGCCGGGUGCCUCAGGUUCCAGCUGCCCCUUCAUCCACGAAGUCAGGAAGGACGAGGACAUAUAUUCUCCCAUUUUACGCAAACUCUUCAAUGAGUCCCAUCAUAUCUUUGUUGGACUGCAGACGAUCAAAGAGGACAUACCCAGCAAGAAUAAGAAACCCCAAUUCGUCAGCAUCAGUAAGAACUACAGAUCUGUGAUACGAGCCUGCAUGGAGGAGCUUCAGCAAGUUGCAGUGUCCACACAAGAUCCCAAAUUGGCCACACAGUAUGGAAAUCAGGUGUCAAUUUUGCUGGCCAUAGAGCUAAUCUGGAAUCUGUGUGAAUUGCUAUUCAUUGAUGCUGCUCCAGCGGGUCCCCUGCUGCUCCACCUGCUGGACUGGGUGAGGCUGCACAAAGCUGAUGUAGAUGAGAAGGCAAGAGAGGUACUGCAGAGUGAGAGUCCUACUGAGCACCACACUUACUGGGAUGUGGUGGUGAGUUACGUGCUGCAGGGCAGGAUAGAAGAAGCCAGACAGAUGCUGGUGAAGCAGGCCACCCUGCAGCCUGCUGCCAAGAAUAUGUACAUGCUGAUGGAUAGCCUACUCAGGAAAAUGCCCAUCUACAAUCCUGGGGGGAACCAGACCUUGACAGAGUUUGACGUGAAGUGGAGGCACUGGCAUGAUGAGGUCGAUCGAUGCCUGCAGGACAGCUCCUUUGCCAGCAACCCAAACCUAGAGUGCAUCUGUAAGAUCCUGGUGGGGGAUGAGGACACACUACUGGAACUGAAGGACCUGCUGGGUACCUGGUACCACUUCCUGGUCACCAGGCUGCUCUUUUCUCACCCAACAGUCAAACCCACCGAGCUGCAUUACUAUGCACAGUCGUGCAUAACUAUGUUUUUAGACUUGAGGAAUGUCCCAGAGCCCCUAGACAGCAUCUUAUUGGCUGCCUUUGAGUUUGACAUCCACCAAGUCAUCAAGGACUGCAGCAUUGCUCUCAACAACUGGUGGUUUGUGGCCCAUUUGACAGACCUGCUGGAUCACUGCAAAUUGCUUCAGUCUCACAACUUGCACUUUGGCUCCAACCUUAGAGAGUUUCUCCUGCUAGAGUACGCCUCUGGUCUCUUCACUCAUCACAGUCUGUGGCAGCUGGCAGUGGACUAUUUUGACCACUGCCCAGAGUUUGGCCAUGUGUACCUGGAGCUGCAGAUCGAGCGGGUGCCUUUGGACACAGAGCGCAAGGCCCUCAAGGUGCUCAGGAUCUGUGAGAAGAGACAGAUGUCGGAACAAGUGCGAAGUAUCUGUAAAAUCAUGGCUAUGCGGGCUCUGAGGAACAACAGGCUGGGCUCAGCUCUCUCCUGGAGCAUCAGAGCUAAGGAUGCUGCCUUUGCCACCCUCGUAUCAGAGAGGUUCUUACAGAACUACUGUGCCAAAGGGACUUUCUCUGAUUUGGACCUGAUAGACAACCUGGGCCCAGCCAUGCUACUCAGCGACAGGCUUACUUUCCUAGGGAAGUAUCGUGAAUUCCACAAGUUAUACGAAGAGAAACAUUUUACAGAGGCAGCUAAGCUGCUCCUCUCACUCAUGACAGCCAAGAUCGCUCCACGAAACUUCUGGAUGACCCUGCUUCUGGAUGCCUUGCCACUGCUGGAGCAGAAAGAGGUGAUCUUUACAGCAGACCAAACCUAUGAGCUGAUGUUUUGUUUGGAGGAGCUCACCUCCUCAAUCAAGACUACUGUUCCUAGCCCAGACAGACCCAUACAGGAAGACGACGUGGAGUUAACCAAGGUUGAGCUCCUGAGGCUGGCACUGGCCAGGAAUCUGGCUAUGGCCAUUGUCAAAGAGGGGACGGUAGAAGUCUGAAUGAUGGACAUUCCCACGGAAAGUCUUUUUGCAUUUUUGUAUUUUGUAUAUAUAAUCAAGUAUCUACUGUGUUUUUGAUAAUAAACACUUUCAUG